AUGGCCUUGGGGGUGGUCAGCGGCAUCACGCCAGCGAGAUUUGUUGCAUCACCUCUGCCUGAUGAUCACAGCCACAACGAAGGACAAGCAGAGAUGUCUCCAUACAUCCAGACAGGAGAAGCUGGCUCCUCUGCUACAAGUUAUUUGCCAAUGCUUGAACUCUGUAUAGAGGCUAACUUAGAGUUAACUAACACGUCAUGGAGCUUUCGUGUUGCAAAAGUAGCCAUGAUGGAUGAUGAAGAUGUGGUAAGAGAGUUAGAAGAACUCGAGAAAUUGCCAUACGAUCUGUAUUUGGACGAUGUAGACGAGUCCGUGGAGUGGCCAAGAGGACGCAAACCACAUACCCGUCGCGGCGGCGCCAGCACGCGAGGCGGCGGCGGCCCCCGCACGCGAGGCGGUCGGCGCGGGCGAGGGCGACAAUCGAUAAAUCGCAGCAGCGAGCGAGAGGCGGACAUGUUCGAGGUUGAAGGCGGCGAGUGCAAGUGGGACAUGGACGGCCAAGAGUCCGGCGGCUGCGGGGAAGACUACGCCCCCGCAGGCGGCAUAGAACGACCGCCGCCUUCCUCGUCGUACGCCACGAGUCGCGGCGGCCACCGGGGCCCGCCCGCUUUGAAACCGUUUGCCCGCAACGACGAGCACAAAGAUGGCGGCGGCGGUGGCGCCGCUGCGAACAGCGAAGAUUACCCGCCGGGAUACGCGCAUUCGCCCGCGACUCGCGGCGGCCAUCGCGGCCCGCCCUGCUACAAGCCUUUCGGCGGACGCGGCGGCGAGGACGAAGGCGGAGCGGGAGCGGGGUUCGCAGGGCGAGCGGCCGUGUACGAUCGCGGCUGGACCGCCGGGGAUGCCGACGAUGGCCCCCCUCCCGCCAACCCGCCGCCCUACACCCCCCACCGCAAGGACCCGCGACUGGCUGGUAAAGAGCAUGGACACAAGUGCUUUCACCCUUUCAAACUCUCUUCUUUUAAGUGGGAAGCUAAUCUCUCAUGGGUGCAGAUUUUGCCCAAGUUAGCUGUAGUGCGAGAACAUAGUUCAUCAAGGGAUAUGUGGCGGCCAUCUCCACCCAUGGGAAGAGAUGGCUCAAAUCGGUCAGGUGGAGAUGUGCACUCUGUGCAACAGUCCUAUGGUAUGCAGUCCUAUGAGAUGUCAGCACCUUCAAUGUAUCAAGAGGGUAACUAUAAUUCAUCUGUGCCUGCUGGUCCUCCUCCUGCGUCUUAUGAUGCAAACACAAAUAACUAUCACAGUGGAUACCAACAGUACGGAUAUGACAUUGGCAAUUAUCACAGUGGAUAUCAACAGCAGCAACAGCAGACCUAUUCAGGAGAUUAUAAUGCACAACAGAGUGGUUGGCAGGAUAACAAUAUGAUCUAUCCAGAUAUGAGCCAGCCUCCGCCAGUCUCAAUACCGUCUGCAACAUCAUCUUCAUCUGUGAACAUGCGCUCAUCGCAAGCUUCAUCCCAGCCCUGUGGAGGGCCACCUCCAGUUGAUAUUCAGAAAGCUGAAGAGGCCAAGAAAGAAGCUAUUCAACAUGAACUUAUGCAGCAGAAACAGACACUGGCCAAACAACGUGAGGAGUAUGUGAAGAAAGCCGUUGUGAUAGCACGAGAGCUGAAUCUUCUAAAGGACCAGGAAGCUGAACUUCUGCGUGAAGACUCACGUGACAGCAAGGCUACUCGAAUCCUCAAAGAGAAUCACAAACUACAGCUGGAAAUACAGAACAAGUUAAAAGCCAUCAACAACGUAAUUGAUAUGUUGACUGGCAUAAUCGGUGAUGAGAAAGACGUCGUUUUCAAGGCAGUGCAGAGAGAGGAGAGUAAAGCAGCAAAGAAGCGAGCAAAGUCGCCAUCGUCAAGCCCACCCCGUCGCUCUGCAUCGGAGUCCGAUUCGGACUCUGAUUCUUCUCCAGAACGGGAUAGUCGCAAGAGUAAAGCACAAGAUGACAGGAAAGACUCGAAGCAGUCACCAGCAGUCCCUCCUCCGCCGCCCAUAAGCCACGCGGGUUCGUCAGAUCGUCAGGUGUACAACUAUGUGUAUUAUGACCCUGAAAUGCAUUGGUGUCGUGUGUGCAAUGUAUUCCCUAGAACAGCCAAAGAGUUUUUGAAUCACUUGCACAGUUCUGAACACAAGAAGGAAACUUUGGAGCGAAAGUUGGUUGACAUGCCUUGGCAUAACAAGCAGAGCGAGGAGGAGAGUCCAUCAUACAAGAAUGCCCCAAACCGACGCACACCCAUUCGGGGAAGAUUGAAAAAAUUCUGGAGACCUGAUUUCAUGAAGCAAGGAAUGGAAGAUUUUAACAAUUCUUCAAGAUUGGCGCUGCUCACCAAGGAAGAGAAUAGCUGUGGUGCUGAAUCCUACUCUAGUAUAGUUGUAAAGGACAAGUUUGAAACAAAAUGUGUGACAUCUGGAUGUAUUGUGAUUGCAGGGCUACAGUUUUUCAUAUCGGUCACCGCGUGGUACUGCAAGCUGUGCAAUGCUUGGAUUGGUGAUCUUCAUUGUGCCUCUCUGCAUUUGAAGUCGAAGACUCAUGGUGACAAUUAUGCAAGCUUCACGGAGCAAAAUCCACACUGGGAAACUGAUUGGCUGGCUGAUCGUGAGCGUGCAUAUGAGCGGCGCUCAGAAGAUCAGAGACGACGUGGAGGUGCCGCAAGCGUGAUGCAAGGAGAGUCUAUGACAGACCAGCUUCCACUUGCACUACAUGGUUCUUCCAAGGCUGCGGCGGCAGUGGCUGAAGAGAAGAGCAGCAGUCACCACCACCGCCAUCACAAGGAGCAUCGCAAGAAGGACAAGAAGAAGAGCAAGGGUGGCGGCGAUGAGGAGGUAGCUGUGCUGGGUCCAGCGGCUGCCGCUGAUAAAAAGGCGAAGAAGAAACGCAAAAAGCAACGGAAGAAGCAGCGCAAGGGCCGGAAGCCUCGCGACUCUUCGGACAGUUCAUCGAGCUCCACAUCCACCUCGAGCUCAACAAGUAGCAGCAGUGAGGACGAGGAGGAAGAGGACGAGGAGGGUGGCGGUGGUGGCAGAUUUGUGAAGGCACGUGAUGUGUCUGCAGGGGUGACUUCAGCGACAGUGGCUGGUGGCCUGCCGUUUGAUCGCACGAAGAGCAUCCGCAUAGCCAUGCGCAGCAAGGACAAGUUGUCGAUGCUGCACCACAUAGCGGCUGUAGCUGCUGAGGGGCGCUCUGCAAGCAGCGAGGCAGCGAUUGCAGCUGCUCAGGCCAGCAAGUGGGAGUCGCCGCCACCAGCGCCACCUCCACCACAAGCAGACAGCAAGGAUCAUGAAUCGCGUGAAACUGCCAAGGAGGCCCAUGCAAAAGCCUCAUCGGCUGCUACUCAUGUAGAACUGAAAAUAUGUAGAAGUAAUCAUGAACAAACUCAAUUACACAAGUCUUUUGAAACUAAGAAAUACUCAAAUUUCAUUAACGUUAACUCUGUAUUUUAUUCAUUAGUAGACAUUAGUACAUACAAAUUACUAGUACAAAGGAAGGCCUCCUCAGCAAAUGGAGGCAUGACGCUGGUAUCGUCAGCUGAUGACGACAAGCUGCUGAAGGAGUGGGCGGCACCUCUCCGUGAUGUGGUGUCAGAGGGUGAACGCCAGUUGCUGAACAACAUCAAGGAGCGGGUCAAGCAGAAGCAAGAAGCAGAGAAGGAGCGUGACCGUGGUGCUCUGGCAGCGCAG
This is a messenger RNA of Gryllus bimaculatus (two-spotted cricket), 3669 nucleotides long. The record is from the annotation of a GenBank genome assembly. NCBI's taxonomy places the organism in Eukaryota, Metazoa, Arthropoda, Insecta, Orthoptera, Gryllidae.